Fonsecaea multimorphosa CBS 102226 is the source of this 903-nucleotide messenger RNA. RefSeq lists its product as uncharacterized. Lineage: Eukaryota; Fungi; Ascomycota; Eurotiomycetes; Chaetothyriales; Herpotrichiellaceae. Gene Ontology annotation, molecular function: carbon-sulfur lyase activity. The transcript has a single exon. The record is from RefSeq and is a predicted model, not a curated record. Bases 1 to 903 code for a protein of 300 amino acids.
AUGUUUGUCAAUGUCCACAAAGACGACAAAUGGGGUGUCUGCUCAGGUGUUGUCGAUGGCGUGGAGGCUCUGAUAGCCUCAUCAGCUUCGAGCCUGGAAAGAAUCGUCCAACACGAGUUUGUUGGUGAUACCAAAGAUGGCGGCCUGGCAGUCUGCUUAGCCAGUGUAGACGGUCGUGCAAUACCUCUUUAUUUGCAGGGACCGGAUGGAGCGCUGGUCAAGGACUCGACUAGGGAGUUGUUGGCAAGGGUUGAGGGUAAUAGCGAUGCCACCACCAAAGGUGAAGUGGACGAGGCCGCAGUGAUGUUUGGGAAUCCAAGGGGACUACGGGCAGGCUGCCAUUGUGGAGGUGUCAAUUUCCGCAUCACCCGACCCAAUGCCCUCUCAAAGCAAUGUUCUUCGCCAUGGCCCGACUUGCUUGUGCCCUAUCAUUCUUCGAGCUCAGAAAACCAGGCAGAUAUCAAGUGGUGGCUGCGUGCAAACGACUCGAAAUACUUGGCAGGUACUUGUGCGUGCAGGUCUUGCAGAUUAGGUUCCGGAUUUCCAAUUCAAGCCUGGGCUUUUGUCCCGAAAGCCAACAUCCUUCAGCUCGAUGGUAAGCCGCUGGACUACAACAUGGGGACCCUGAAACAGAUUGAAAGCUCCAAGGGUUGUUUCCGUGAAUUUUGCAGCCGUUGCGGCGCCACAGUGUUCUGGCAUUGUCUUGAAAGGCCGGAUCUGGUUGACGUCAGCGUCGGACUCUUGAGAGCGUCGGAGGGUUCGAGGGCAACGACUAUGUUGGACUGGUGGACUGAGAGGGUUAGCUUCAGAGAGGAGGCAUUUGAUAAGUUGCUCAUUGACAACUUGGAGAAAGGGUUGCAAGCUAUCAAGUUGGCGGACGAUAGGGCCUCUGCCGCUUCUUGA